AGCACAGCACAAUCCCGAAAAAUCGUUCGACAUAGGAUUUCAGGAUUGGUAGUGUUUGUCGGACACUUCUUAUAGCGGCAAAAUGCCUUUGUAUUACAGCCUUAUUGCGAGAGGGGGCACUAUUCUUGUAGACUAUGCAGAGACGACGGGGAAUUUUCAACAAGUUACAUACACUAUACUGGAGAAGAUUCCUGGCAAUGACACAAAAUGUACCUACGUCUCGGGAAGUUAUCAAUUCCAUGUGAUUGUGGAGGAUGGUUUAGUCUACCUAUGUAUGGCUGACAAGGAGUUUGGCAAAAAAGAUCCUUAUGCAUUCCUUGAAGAAAUCAAAAGAAGGUUUAGUAAUAGCAGUCUUAAAGCCAGAGCCAGAACAGCUCAAUCAUUUGAAUUCAAGAGAGAUUUUGCACAAGUCCUUGCCACACAGAUGGCCUUGUACUCUGACCCAGGAAGAGCUGGUGGUGAUGCUAUUAACAAGGUCCAGCGAGAAGUUGACGAAGUAAAAGAUGUCAUGACCAAAAAUAUUGAAAAAGUCCUUGAGAGAGGAGAGCGGAUCGAUAUCUUGAUGGAUAAAGCCGAAACCUUAGACAAUAGCGCCCAGACCUUCCAGAGGCACUCUUCGCGCCUGCGCAAGAAGAUGUGGUGGCAAAACACCCGGAUGUGUAUCAUCCUAAUCUUCGUGUUGCUCAUCAUCGUCGCUAUCAUCGUGCUUAUUGCGUUGGGCGCCGAGGGCAAGCUAUGAAUCUUAUAAAACAAGAUUUUAAAACCCUCUUCAUGACAUAUUUAGGGAACAAAGACAACGGCAAAGGCGGGGGUGACGUGAUGACCCAAAAAUGCUAACAUGCUCAUUGUUAUCUUUGUGAACGUACGUUCUAAUUAGGGACCUUAAAUACCGACUCAGUAAAAAAAUCCAUUUCCAUCGGCUAAUUCAAGCAUAUGACUGAAAAACUUUCAAAAAGAAAUCGUUAACAAGGUAAUAAACUUCAAUCGUGGGCGGUUAUUUUGAAGUUUCUUGCAAAUAAACCGGUAUAUUUUCAAA
Molecule: messenger RNA, 1036 nt
Organism: Nematostella vectensis (starlet sea anemone)
Lineage: Eukaryota; Metazoa; Cnidaria; Anthozoa; Actiniaria; Edwardsiidae
Product: vesicle-associated membrane protein 8
Exons: 6
Coding region: 83-739 (218 amino acids)
Biological process (GO): vesicle fusion; exocytosis
Cellular component (GO): membrane; SNARE complex
Molecular function (GO): SNARE binding; SNAP receptor activity
Source: RefSeq, a predicted model, not a curated record